AUGUUAAAGUUUAUCAAGAUGGACAUCACAACAUCGUGGUUGCAACUAUUUAUAAUAAUAUUUGUAUUACUCGUGUCGUCCAGUUCAUGUAGCAAACCGGACACGUUUCAGGAUACUUUGGGCUAUAUAAAAUCGCGCACAUCGCCAGAAAUUCAGGCAAAAGCAGCUAAAAAUGUCGCGGAAAGAUUAUUAGGUAAAGAAAUAUCUAAGUUGUUUAUUAUGAUACUGGAUAUCGAUUUGGGGCCUAUUGGCAAAGAUACUUUUAAGAUAACAAAAAAUCCUCUGAACGAAAUCGAAAUUCGCGGCACUUCCGGAGUGGCAAUCACAUGGGGUUUACAUUAUUACUUAAAGAAUUAUUGCAAUGUUCAUAUAUCAUGGGAUGGUAUACAAAUUGAGUUACCAAACACCCUGCCGGAAGUCCGAGUUAAAAUUAUAUCGAACGAUAGAUUCAGAUAUUAUCAGAACGUGUGCACAGUGGGUUACAGUUCAGCCUGGUGGCAGUGGCACCAAUGGGAAAAAAACAUUGAUUGGAUGGCUCUUAAUGGGAUUAAUCUUGCCCUUGCUUUUAGCGCGCAAGAAGCGAUCUGGCAAAGAUUAUAUCAAGAAUUGAAUCUGACAAAAGAGGAAAUCGACGAACACUUGGGUGGACCUGCUUUCUUACCUUGGGCAAGGAUGGGCAAUAUUCGUGGCUUUGGUGGACCAUUAUCAUCAAAUUGGCAUAAUUACACCAUACGUCUACAACACCAGAUUCUUCGGAGAAUGAGAGAGCUGGGAAUCGUCCCGGUACUACCGGCAUUCGCCGGCCAUGUGCCGCGAGCUUUUGCCAGACUUUUUCCAAAUGCUAAUAUGACGAAGAUCAAUCCGUGGAAUAAAUUCGAAGACAAAUAUUGCUGCCCUUAUUUGUUAGAACCGACGGAUCCAUUAUUUCGUGCUAUUGGAGAAAAAUUCCUUCGAAUGUACAUCGAUGAGUUUGGUACCGAUCAUAUUUAUAAUUGCGAUACUUUUAACGAAAAUGAACCCGGUAAUAGUGAGCUUACCUAUUUGAGAAACGUCGGGCAUUCGAUUUUCUCAGCCAUGAACGCAGUCGAUUCAAAAGCAAUAUGGUUAAUGCAAGCUUGGCUGUUCGUGCACGACAUCAUGUUUUGGACAAAGUCCAGAGUGAGAGCUUUCUUGACCUCAGUACCCACAGGACGAAUGUUGGUAUUAGAUCUACAGUCGGAACAAUUCCCACAAUAUGGUCGAUUGAGAUCCUAUUACGGUCAACCAUUUAUUUGGUGCAUGCUGCAUAACUUCGGCGGCACCUUGGGAAUGUUUGGUUCCGCGCAAAUUAUUAAUCAGCGCACAUUCGAGGGUAGAAACAUGAAUGACAGUACUAUGGUGGGAACCGGUCUGACACCCGAAGGUAUCAACCAAAACUAUGUAAUUUACGAAUUAAUGAACGAAAUGGCGUAUCGUCACAUGCCUGUUGACCUUGAUAAUUGGUUCGAAAGUUAUGCUACCCGAAGAUACGGUGCAUGGAACGAAUAUGCAGUAGCUGCUUGGCAACACCUUGGCAGAACAGUUUAUAAUUUUAUUGGCACGCAAAAAAUUAGAGGACAUUACGUUAUUACCAGACGACCAAGUUUAAAUAUUUCACCAUGGAUUUGUUUUGAUCGAAAAGAUUUCUAUGCUACGUGGAACAUGUUUCUAAAAGCGAGAUAUGGUAGAGGAAAUAAUACUCUCUACAGGCACGACGUAGUUGAUAUAACCAGACAAGCUCUCCAAUUAAUAGCUGACGAUAUUUACAUGACUAUAUUAGAUUGCUAUAAGAAAAAGAAUAUCACUGCCUUUCAAUCAUCCGCAAACGCUUUGUUAGAUCUUUUCGACGAUCUUGAAUCUAUUUUGGCAUCAGGAAAUAAUUUUUUGCUCGGCACCUGGUUAGCCCAGGCGAAAGAUAUCGCCGUCAAUGAGGAGGAAAGGCGAUCUUAUGAAUAUAAUGCAAGAAAUCAAAUUACCCUAUGGGGUCCAAAUGGUGAGAUCAGAGACUACGCGAACAAACAAUGGUCAGGAGUGGUGGCAGAUUACUUUAAGCUUAGAUGGGAGCUUUUCCUAAAAGCUCUUGAGAAAUCGUUGGUCCAAAGAACUGAGCCCAACAUCACCGAGAUUAAUAGCAGAAUAUUUCAUGAAGUCGAACGAUCUUUCACUUUUUCCACGAAGCUUUAUCCAAUAGAAACAAAAGGCGAUACUAUCGACAUAGCAAUGAAAAUAAUUUCCAAGUGGUACAAAGGAAAAUUAUCAUAAUCGUUAUUAUAAUAUUA
This is a messenger RNA of Trachymyrmex septentrionalis, 2297 nucleotides long. RefSeq names its product alpha-N-acetylglucosaminidase (gene Naglu). Lineage: Eukaryota; Metazoa; Arthropoda; Insecta; Hymenoptera; Formicidae. Bases 1 to 2280 code for a protein of 759 amino acids. The transcript has 14 exons. The record is from RefSeq and is a predicted model, not a curated record.